Molecule: messenger RNA, 1199 nt
Organism: Alnus glutinosa
Lineage: Eukaryota; Viridiplantae; Streptophyta; Magnoliopsida; Fagales; Betulaceae
Product: putative B3 domain-containing protein At5g66980
Exons: 4
Coding region: 113-1069 (318 amino acids)
Molecular function (GO): DNA binding
Source: RefSeq, a predicted model, not a curated record
GAGGAAUGAAUCAAGGAAAGCAACCAAAGCGUCACACUCGAAAGAAACGUGGGAAAGAAAUCCCAGAAAAAAACAAAAUCCCAUAAAAAACAAGCGAACACCCAAAACAGGAAUGGUGAGGCUUCGCGGACACAGCCGGCCGGACAACAGCCCGGAGUUCUUCAAAGUUUUCCUCCCCUACACGAGCUCGCACCAAAUGGCCAUACCGCAAGCUUUUAUCAGGCACUUCAAUGGAGCCAUACCAAAGAAGACCAUUCUCUUUGAUCAUACUAAGAAGCCUUGGCAUGUCACACUGGAGCAAACUGACGGGCGCUUGUGUUUUAAGAAUGGUUGGCAAUGCUUUGCUAGUGAUCACUCUUUGAAAUUUGGAGACUUCCUGGUUUUUAAAUACAAUAGUAAUUCUUCGUUUGAAGUGAAAAUAUUCGAUAAUACUGGAUGCAAGAAGGGAGAAACUGUGGCUAUUGAGAAGACUAUUCCAAUUGUGGAUUUGGAACAAGAUUCUGAACCAGAGAAAAAUUGUAGAAGACUCACUUGUGCUGGCAAGCGAAAGCUUUCGGAAAUAGGCUUCAAGAAAAAUGAAGAGGCAGGCAGCUCAUCUAAAGCUGGUCGGCAUAAAUCACGAAGAAUUGUUGAAACAAAUCUUGAAAAACAGAUUAUCCCAAAAGUUGCCCAAUUUGUUGCACCAAAGAAUCCAUACUUCGUGGUGGCCUUUGCUAACCAUAUGCAGUAUACAUUGAAUGUUCAUAGAUCAGUGAUACAGGCAUUUAACAUUAGAUUUAAGGAAAACAUGGUGAUUCGUGACGAAAACAGAAAUUCAUGGCCAGUGAAACUAAGUUUCAGAAAUGAUGGCCGAAUUUCUCUUGGUAGUGGAUGGUCUGAUUUCAGAAGGAAGAACAACUUACAAGUAAGAGACCAAUGUGUGUUUGAGUUUGUCCUUGGAAGGGGAAAUAUGUGCAAGGAACUUCAUGUUCAAAUUCUUCGUGGAAAUGCAAGAUUAAAGAAACUUUGUCACCGUUGGCAUUUGCAGCAGGCAGGGGAGGGGGCCAGUUCUUCACAUAGUGUAGGUUGAACUUAGUCAUGUCAUUGUCACAGUUUUUUUUUUUUUGUUAAAUUUCUUGUUUCUGUAGAUACUCCUGGUUUGAAAAUUUGUGUUUAGAUCCUGGCACUUGACUUUCAUGAUUUCUUUGGGGAUUGAUUGA